Molecule: messenger RNA, 3564 nt
Organism: Daucus carota subsp. sativus
Lineage: Eukaryota; Viridiplantae; Streptophyta; Magnoliopsida; Apiales; Apiaceae
Product: putative receptor-like protein kinase At3g47110
Exons: 2
Coding region: 390-3425 (1011 amino acids)
Biological process (GO): protein phosphorylation
Molecular function (GO): ATP binding; protein kinase activity; protein binding
Source: RefSeq, a predicted model, not a curated record
UGUGUGAGCUCCCGUCUAGAGUCUCCAGACUGAAAAUUUCACAUCCACCUAGAUCUCCAGUUUUUCUUUGUGCUUUCCGAUGACUGUAACACCUUUCACUAAUCUAUUUCUCACGGCAUAACAACUUGAGGAAAAUAUAAUUUACUUUCGUCCAUAUAAUUUUUAUAAACCAAUUUAUUUAUGUAUUCUUCCUUAUCUUAUUGAAGAUUUUCUGCAAUUUGAAAAGUCCUAGAGUUUGCAACCACACAAACUUAAACUUAGAUGUCUGGAAGGAGAAAAAAUGAAUCAUGUUCACUGUUAUAAAUAAGGAUUAUGUUUGCUGUAUGAAUAUGCACUACUAUUACCCAUAGUUCUUCCCCUCGCCUUUUCUCUUUUCUUAUUGUGAAACCAUGAUUUUCCCAUUCCUCACCCUCCUCUUUGUGGUUUUAGCAACAUCAAAAAUCACUGUAUUUGCAUUUGCAAACAAUGAAACUGAUCGACUGGCACUGCAAUCUUUCAAGGCUUCUAUAACUAAUGACUCAUUGGGUACGCUACACUCAUGGAACAAUUCCAUCCACUUCUGUCAGUGGAAUGGCGUUACAUGCAGCUCCAGGCGCCAGAGAGUAACCGCACUCGACCUCAGCUCACAACAUUUGGUGGGUACAUUGUCUUCUCAUAUUGGAAACCUCUCGUUUCUCAGGGUGCUUAGCCUCUAUGAUAACGACUUUCAUGGCUCAAUCCCUAAUGAAAUUGGUCGACUCUUUCGCCUGCAAGUUCUCUCACUGGUAAAAAAUUCUUUUCAAGGUGGAUUGCCUCCCAAUUUGAGUCACUGUGUAGAUAUCGAAGUCAUUGAUUUGGCUGAUAACCAUCUACAUGGAGAACUACCUUCCGAGUUUUCUUCUUGGACUAAGCUUCAAUAUUUUAGUCUUAAGGAAAAUAAAUUCGCGGGAUCAAUUCCGCCUUCAAUAGGGAAUAUAUCAUCUCUUGGCGCUCUUGAUCUAUCCCAGAACAACCUACAGGGGCAUAUACCUUUUGAAGUUGCUCAUCACACAUACUUGGAGCAUCUUAAUUUGGGAACUAACAGUUUGUCAGGAAUGGUUCCCCUACCAAUAUACAACAUCUCAUCCCUCAUUUUUGUUGAUCUAAGCAGGAACAAUCUUGAAGGAACACUUCCAGCAGAUCUUGACUUCACCCAGCUGCAAUAUUUCCUUGCCGCAGAGAACAGAAUUUCAGGCCCACUUCCACCAUCUCUAGCUAAUGCAUCCAAUCUCAUCAUUUUUGACAUCAUUGGAAACAUUAUCACUGGGCCUAUACCAAACAAUUUCGGUAGGCUUCUUAAUAUUCAGUGCCUGAAUAUGGGUUAUAAUCCACUUGGAGGCGGCAUGCUGCCCAAUGACUUGAGUUUUCUUAAUUCACUGGUCAAUUGCAGCCAUCUUGACUCAUUGGACUUUGCAAGCACUGGAAUAAGGGGGGAGCUCCCUAAUGCCAUUGUGAAUCUCUCCACCACUAUUGAACACAUCUCCCUGGACGAGAAUCACAUAUACGGAAGCAUACCUCGUGAAAUUGGGAAACUUGAAAACAUCACUAAACUUUCAUUGUUUCACAACCUAUUAACAGGAGCCAUUCCAGAAUCAAUUGGAAAGCUAUCAUGGCUAGGCGAAUUAAAUUUGGCAGAGAACAAGCUUUCAGGAUCAAUUCCAACUUGCAUUUCCAACGUUACCAAUCAGUUUGUCAGACUCCGGUUAGAAGGUAAUAUGCUCAACGGAAGCAUACCUGCUGAAUUGUUUAACAUCUCAACUCUAGAGCAGGUAUCCCUUGCUGAUAACAGGUUUGAAGGGGUAAUACCCGAGAAAAUUGAGGUUUUAUCCCAUUGUAUUCAUCUUAAUUUGUCUCAAAAUCUACUCAGCGGUGCACUUCCAUCCAACAUUGGAAGAUUGGAGCAUUUGGUUGAACUAGAUGUUUCAAACAACAAAUUAAGUGGAGAUAUACCGGCUAGUCUCAGUCGUUGUGUAAUGUUGGAGACACUAUAUAUGGGAGGAAACUCUUUUCAAGGUGAAAUUCCAUCUUCUUUCAAAACUUUGAAAAGUCUUAUUUUUCUAGACCUUUCAAACAAUAACAUAUCUGGGGAUAUUCCAAUUUUUUUUGAUGGAUUUCGUCUAAUGAAUUUCCUUAACCUGUCACACAACAAGCUUGAAGGUAAAGUGCCUGAAACAGGUCUGUUUUCAAAUGCUAGUGCAUUUUCAGUCCGUGGAAAUUUGGAGCUCUGCGGAGGCAUUCCAGCAUUGCGUUUGCAUGUUUGCCGGAAUAAGAACAAAACAAUUUCUAUGAGAAUAGUACUUCUUCUAGUUUUUCUACCCCUGAGUAUCUUGUUAAUUAUAUCUUUUGCCUUAAUCUGUUAUCGAUGUCGAAAUUCCAGAAAGUUAUGUGAACCUGUCCCAGUACUGGAAGAGAGUCCAUAUCUUAGACUCUCGUAUCAAGACCUUUUUGUAGCUACAAAAGAGUUUUCCCCAAAGAAUUUGCUCGGAGAAGGAAGAUACGGUUCCGUUUACAAAGGAGUUCUCAAAUCAAUGGAACACGUAGGCAUGAAAAUCAUAGUUGCUGUGAAGGUAUUAAAAGUUGAAAUAAGUGGAGCCAACAAAAGCUUUUUGGCAGAGUGUGAAGCAUUGAGGAAUAUCCGUCAUCGGAAUCUUAUCAGAAUCAUUACAACAUGCUCUAGCACUGAUUUUGAGGGCAAUGACUUUAAGGCACUGGUUUUUGAGUUCAUGAGUAAUGGGAGUGUGGACAACUGGUUGCAUCCAAGUCCUUCGCAUCAAGGAAAUAAAGAAAACUUAUCUCUACUCCAGAGGCUAAAUAUUUCCAUUGAUGUCGGCAUGGGACUGGAAUACCUACAUCAUCACAGUAGUCCAACUAUCAUUCAUUCUGAUAUAAAGCCAAGCAACAUUCUUCUUGACGAGGAAUUUGUUGCUCAUAUUGGUGAUUUUGGUUUGGCAAAGUUUACUUUCCCUACUACAGGUGAUCACAAUCAAGCACAAAUGAGUUCUACCGGUGUACGUGGAACAAUUGGAUAUGUUCCUCCGGAGUAUGGAAUGGGUGGGGAGAUAUCUACGAAAGGUGAUGUGUAUAGCUAUGGAAUUUUUCUACUAGAAUUUUUUUCAGGAAGACGGCCUACAGAAUGCGGUGAUGGUAGCAAUCUUCAUGAGUAUGUGAGGAAUGCACUGCCGUAUAAAGUAAUGGACAUUACUGACCCGCGGAUUUUACUAGAUCAGGAAGAACUUGGCUUGCCUGCAAAUCAAUCAUACAACAGAGCUGCCGUGGAGUUAUGCAUGGGUUCAAUAUUUGAAGUGGGGAUAUUGUGUUCACAAGAAAUGCUACAAAAACGAAUUGACAUUAGUGUUGCUAUUAAACACUUACAUAUGGCAAGAGACAAACUUCUACAGCUCAUAUAGUAACCUCCAUGAGAGUGGCAACUUGAUCUAUACAUAUCUACUGUGAGAAGGAACCUAUGUAUUUCAGUUUCCUAUCCUUUUAUUUGUGAUUGUUUAUCAGUGUGUUGCUUAAUAUAAAAGUUUUCUUAAUAUAUUACCA